Messenger RNA from Phycomyces blakesleeanus NRRL 1555(-), 849 nucleotides. RefSeq lists its product as hypothetical. The transcript is spliced from 5 exons. Bases 1 to 849 code for a protein of 282 amino acids. The record is from RefSeq and is a predicted model, not a curated record. Lineage: Eukaryota; Fungi; Mucoromycota; Mucoromycetes; Mucorales; Phycomycetaceae.
AUGGCUACCUUUAAUGACGCUACAUUCGCACUGGCCCAUGAAAAGGCAAAGCAACAGGGACUCAGUGAACAAGAAAUCCAGGCGAUUGACACUGCAAGAACCCAACUAAAGAUACACACUGGUAUUGGUGGAAUGGCAGCAGCAACAAGUGGUUUUUUGCUGGGCAAACGAAGAAAGUCAUCACCAUUCCAAUUGCUGGCCAUUACUGCUGGUUGUUACUUUAUGGGAGCUCAAAUGGGUAUCAUUUCUGGAGUCAUUUCAGGCACGUCUACCUUGAGAGCUCUUCCAAAUCCAAAGAGAGUCAUUGGAGCCAUCCGAGACGCGCAAAAAGAAAUUGCCUAUGGUAAUCAUAAUCCUACCAACAACAAAACAGUAUCCCACGAGACGUCUAUUGAUCAAAACGAACGGGCCCAAUUUUCAUCUCUUGACUCUUUCGCGACCAACAGUAAUGACAAUGAUCAUGCCAAACUUGAAUCUGGGUUCGAACCCAAUGACUCCAUGAGACCUUCUAGCUGGGGAAACAAGAGAUCAGAACAAUUAUCAGGCACUAGUACAGAACAAAUCGAAAACUCUAGACAAUCCACAAAACCUCAUACUACAACUACUACAACUAGUGCGUGGGAUGAAGUACGAGCCAAGAAUCUUCCCAACAAUACAUGGACACGGUUGAGAAUACAGGCACAACAGAACUCUGAUGCUGGUGCAGUGCGCUCGCCUCAGGAACGAAUGGAGGCUGCCAGACGUCUGAAAGAACAGCGCGAAUUUGGAACAGAAGAGAUGCCACGAACGCGCGAAGAGACUGAGCAGAGAAGCACGACAAGAAAGAAUCAGUGGGGAGAUGCCAUUUGA